Molecule: messenger RNA, 810 nt
Organism: Contarinia nasturtii (swede midge)
Lineage: Eukaryota; Metazoa; Arthropoda; Insecta; Diptera; Cecidomyiidae
Product: PITH domain-containing protein GA19395
Exons: 4
Coding region: 81-716 (211 amino acids)
Cellular component (GO): nucleus
Source: RefSeq, a predicted model, not a curated record
UUUGUCGAUUGUCAAACAAUUCGUAAACAAAAAGGUUAGUUUAUUGAAAUUGAAAAGAUUUUUCUGCUGUGGGAAACAAAAUGCCACAUGAUCAUCAUCAUCACGAAGGUGGAUGUUCACAUGAAUCCACCGACUCUGAUUAUCUCAGGGAAAUUGGCAUUCAAUAUAGUUUAUACACGAAAAUCGAUGUAGAAAAUUUAGAAUGUCUGAACGAAACCACCGAAGGUUCGGCGAAAUUUAUUUUUAAACCGUAUGAGGAGCGAUUGAACUUUGAUAAGUUUGUCGAAAGUGAUGCGGACGAAGAGCUGCUUUUCAAUAUUCCGUUCACCGGCAACAUAAAACUCAAAGGAAUCACAAUUAUUGGUGCCAACGAUGAUUCACACCCGAACAAAGUAAGACUGUUUAAAAACCGUCCGAAGUUGUCUUUCGAUGACGCCAAUUCGAAGGCCGAUGAAGAACUAGAUCUUGCACGCAACCCAAAUGGUGACUUAGAAUAUCCAAUCAAACCUGUUCAAUUUUCAUCGGUACACCAUUUGACGCUACAUUUUCCAUCCAAUUUUGGUGACGACAAUACUCGCAUCUACUAUAUUGGUCUGCGCGGUGAAUUCUCUCAGGCUCAUUAUCAUGGAGUUACAAUUUGCAACUACGAAUCCCGGCCCAAUGUAUCCGACCAUAAAAAUAAUGUUUUCGAUUCUGUCAAUCAUAGAGUUCAGUAAUAAAAUCGAAGAGUGCAUUUUUUUUCAUUGUAAAAUGUUCUCACUAAUUUUAUUCACUUUUUAAAAAAUACAGUACAGCAGUUGGUUACACAUA